CUUAUAAAAGAACCUUUCUUCAAUCUUCAUGUACAAUUAAUCAUUUAACACACUAUAUAGCUUUCAGCUCUUACUAAGUAAAGAUGACUACAGUUCCAGCAUUAGCAGAGCUGAACUUUGUUGUGAUACCUUUACUUUCUACAAGUCACCUCAUACCCCUAACGGACAUGGCCAAAUUGUUAGCGCAGCAAGGCGUAACAGUCACGUUACUCACAACACCACGUAAUGCUGCCCAAUUCACUGCAUCAAUUGAUCGUGCUGUUUGCUCUGGACUACUCAUUCGGGUAGUGGAGCUCCAGUCUAAGGCUAAGGAAGCAGGACUGCCAGAGGGGUGUGAAAACCAUAAUGAUGUCACCAGUCUGAACUACCGAAGACAGUUCUUUGCUUCAAUCGAUAUGCUACAAGAACAAGCUGAGAAAUUACUUGAAGAGAUGAAGCCUAAGCCGAGUUGCAUUAUUUCUGAUGCGUAUGUUGCUUGGACAGCUGAUACAGCUGAUAAGUUUCAGAUUCCAAGAAUCGUUUUUGAUGGAAUGAGUUGUUUCAAUCAAAUGUGUAUGCAUAACUUGUACAUCAUGAGGGAUCAACACAAAAUUCCUGAAUCAGGGGCUUUUGUCAUGCCUGAUUUGCCAGAUAGAAUUGAAGUAACGAAAGCUCAGUUGCCUGGAUAUUUCAAACCACCAGCAGCAGUUUUCAUACAAGAUAUUCGUGAAAAAAUAAGAGCAGCUGAAGAAAGAGCCUACGGUGUUGUGAUCAAUACUUUCGAGGAGUUGGAACAAAGGUACGUCGACAAAUUCCGAGGACUUAAAGAUGGUAGAGUUUGGUGCGUUGGACCUCUGUCUCUUUGUAACAAUGACAAUCUUGAUAAAGCCCAGAGAGGAAAUAAGGCCUCGUUUGAAAGAGAGGAUAGUUUGAAGAAAUGGCUUGAUUCUUGGCAGGCUGAGACUGUUGUGUAUGCAUGUUUUGGGAGCCUCGGUAAUAUUACAGUUGUACAGUUUGUGGAGCUAGCUUUAGGCCUGGAAGCAUCAGGUUAUCCAUUCAUUUUAGUCAUAAAAACUGGGGAAGGACAAGCACCAAUAGAGGACUGGAUAUCGAAAAAUGACUUUGAGGAAAGAAUAAAAGAAAGAGGGCUUUUGAUACGUGGCUGGGCACCGCAACUACUAAUUCUAUCACACCCCGCAACUGGUGGGUUCUUGACUCAUUGUGGUUGGAAUUCAACUCUUGAAGGGAUUAGUGCUGGUCUGCCUAUGAUUACAUGGCCUUUAUUCGCCGAGCAGUUUCUGACAGAGAGAUUCUUAGUUCAUGUCUUGAAAAUGGCUGCGGGUGUUGGAUCCCAGUCACAUGUGCAUUUGGGCAUGGAAGAGAAGCUUGAGGUUCAAGUGAGCAACAAAAUGGUAAAGGAUGCCAUAAAAAAGGUGAUGGAAACGGAGAAAGAAGGAAAGGAGAUGAGAAAAAGAGCUAGAGAACUUGGAGAAAUGGCAAAAAGAGCUGUAGAAGGUGAUGGAUCUUCUCACCUGAAUGUGAAACUUUUAAUCAAAGAAAUACAAGAAUUCCACCUUAACCAAUCAGCUAAAAUGAUAUAUAAUGCACAAAUAUCCGAUGUACUUGUUUGAUUAGAAAAUGUCAGGAGUGUUGUUUAUGUUCAUGUUUGUGGGUAUUGAGUGUGUUUGGUAAAUGUAUUCUGGUAUUUGGUUGGUGAAUGAAAAAUAAAUCUAAAAGGCAUGAUUUCAUUGUUUACCUAA
This is a messenger RNA of Capsicum annuum, 1739 nucleotides long. Its product is annotated as UDP-glycosyltransferase 73C4. Gene Ontology annotation, molecular function: UDP-glycosyltransferase activity. The transcript has a single exon. NCBI's taxonomy places the organism in Eukaryota, Viridiplantae, Streptophyta, Magnoliopsida, Solanales, Solanaceae. The record is from RefSeq and is a predicted model, not a curated record. The coding region runs from base 84 to 1610 and encodes 508 amino acids.